AUGGAGAAUCACAUUUUCUUAUUGAUUCUUCUCUUUCUAGUUCAAUAUUAUUCUCUUUCUAUCUCAGCUUCUUUGUCGAAUGAAACAGAUCAACAAGCUCUACUAGCUUUCAAUGAUCUUGUUACUAGUCCUAGUCAUUUUUGGGCAAAUAAUUGGACUAAGAAUACUUCUUUUUGCUCUUGGUUUGGUGUCACUUGCAGUCCAAAAAGGCAAAGGGUUGUGGCCUUAGCUCUUCCUAAUUUGAAACUUCAAGGCACAAUAUCCCCGUCAUUGGCCAAUUUGUCCUUUCUGAGUGUGCUCAAUCUCGGGAACAACUUAUUCCAUGGUGGUGUCCCUUAUGGACUUGGCCACUUGCCUCGCUUGCGAGUGAUUGACAUUCAGAACAAUCACCUCGAGGGAAGUAUUCCGACAAGUCUAUUUCAACAUCAGAGAGUUCAAGUAAUCUCAUUGGCUUACAAUAAAUUCAGUGGCGAAAUAUGGCAAGGGCCAUGGUAUGUACCCGAACUUAGAGUCCUAAAUCUCAGGAACAAUAGUCUCACCGGUAUUAUCCCGCCAUCUGUUGGAAAUGCCACAAAGUUGUCGAACUUCAGUUUGUAUGGCAAUAGGGUCCGCGGGAACAUUCCAAAGGAUAUUGGCAAUCUGAGCCAACUUGAAUUUUUGUCCUUGGUUGAUAAUCAGUUGACAGGUUCUAUUCCUGUAGCACUGUUUAAUAUUUCAUCACUUCAUGCCGCAUCUCUGGCGCACAAUAGCCUUUCCGGUCCUCUCUUGUUUGAUGAAAGAAAUAUUGUGUCAAAUCUGGAGUAUUUAGGCAUAUCUAACAACCAAAUUUCUGGUUGCAUUCCUUCCAACAUAUGCCAACUCACGGAACUUAAAGUUCUUUCCAUAUCUUUAAACAAUAUAAUUGGAGAUAUACCUAGAAAUAUUGGUUGUUUAUCCAAAUUAGAGGAGUUAUAUAUUGGUGAUAAUCCAAUAACGGGGACUAUUCCCACUUCAUUGGGCAAUAUCUCCGCUCUGCAAUAUCUUUAUUGUCGAAACAAUAACAUUGUGGGGCAAAUUCCUCCGGAAUUAGGGAAGCUAUCAAAUUUGAGGCAUUUAAUCAUUGCCCAGAAUGAUAAUCUUACUGGUCAGAUUCCAGAGGGUAUUUUCAAUAUAUCUUCUUUGGAAACAAUUUUUUUCAAUUUCAACGAUCUCUCAGGGAGAAUUCCAUCCACUAUAGGUCUUCAUCUUCCUAACCUUGAAGGACUUUUCUUGGCACACAAUCAGCUCGAUGGGGAAAUUCCAUUGUUCAUAACAAAUGCUUCCAAGCUUGAGAUACUGGAGUUAGCACAUAACUUUCUCACAGGAACUAUUCCUACUAAUUUGGGAAAUCUCCGUGAGCUGCAACAUCUGUUCCUACAUACCAAUCAACUUACAAAUGAACCAAGAGAUCAUGAGUUGCGAUUCUUCAAUUCUUUGGUGGACUGUGGGAUGUUGCGAUAUGUACAGGUGGGUUCCAAUCCAUUGAAUGGCGUUCUGCCCAAUUCUAUUGGGAAUCUGUCGUCAAGUAUUGAAAUUAUUUAUAUAGGCGAUGCACAUAUCAAUGGCCUCAUCCCCACAAGUAUAGGAAACAUGAGCGGUCUAACAGGCUUAGACUUGAGAGGCAACAACUUGGCGGGAACUAUUCCUUCUGAUGUUGGUAAGCUUAAGAAAAUCGAAGGGCUGUAUCUGAAUAACAAUAAGUUGCAUGGCCAUAUUCCAGAGGCGAAUGUUUAG
This is a messenger RNA of Capsicum annuum, 1752 nucleotides long. RefSeq names its product LRR receptor-like serine/threonine-protein kinase FLS2. Bases 1 to 1752 code for a protein of 583 amino acids. The record is from RefSeq and is a predicted model, not a curated record. The transcript is spliced from 2 exons. Gene Ontology annotation, molecular function: protein binding. NCBI's taxonomy places the organism in Eukaryota, Viridiplantae, Streptophyta, Magnoliopsida, Solanales, Solanaceae.